AUGGGCAAAGACUAUUACAAGAUUUUGGGUGUUGCAAAGGGUGCUGAUGAGGAUGAAAUCAAGAAAGCAUACAAAAAAGCGGCGCUAAAAUGGCACCCGGAUCGCAACAAGGAUGACGAGGCGGGCGCGAAGAAGAAGUUCCAAGAGGUCGGCGAGGCUUUUGAAGUCCUGUCUGACAAGAACAAGCGCACAAUCUAUGACCAAUACGGCGAAGACGGCCUCAAAGGCGGCAUGCCAGAGAGCGCCGCCGGUGGUGCCGGUGGUGCCGGCGGCUUUGGAGGUAUGGGCGGCGGCUUUCCCGGCGCUGGUGGCGGUCAUUCUUUCCGUUUCAGCUCUGGUGGCGGCAAUCCGUUUGGUGGCGGCGCUAGUGGAUUUUCCCCGUCCGACCCUAACGAUAUUUUCGCACACAUUUUCGGCGGCGCCAGUCCAUUCGGCAUGGGCGGCGCCGGCGGCCGCUCUAGCGGAAUGCCAGGUAUGGGCGGCAUGGGCGGCAUGGGCGGCAUGGGCGGCGGCAUGGGUGGUGACGACUUUCCUGGUGGCUUUGCCUCGUUUGGCGGCGGCGGCGGCGGCCGCAGCGCCGAGGCCGAGCCCAAGCCUAAAGACUGGGAGACUCCGCUCAUGCUUACCCUGGAAGAGCUCUGCAAGGGCACCACGAAAAAGCUCAAGAUUAGUCGCCAUCUUGCGAAUGGCAGCACUGAGCAAAAGGUGCUUACUAUUGAAGUGAAGCGGGGUUGGAAAAAAGGCACAAAGGUUCGCUUCAACGCUGCAGGCAACGAAGUAAGCCCCGGCAAUUUCCAGGACCUCGUGUUUGUCGUUGACGAGCGUCCUGACUCUCGUUUCAGGCGCAAUGGCGAUGAUCUGUACAUGGUGCAGCCGCUCCGCUUGGUAGAUGCAUUGGAUCCUUCCGCCGCUGGCACGCCUGCCUCACGACGCAAGAUCACAACGCUCGAUGGCCGCACAAUCGAAAUUCCUUUGCCCACACCUGCAGCAGGCAAAACGACCAUCACGCCCGGCCGCACAACGCGCCUGGCCAAUGAGGGUAUGCCCAUUUCGAAAGUCAAGGGCACCAGAAAGGGCGACCUGGUCAUCGAGUGGAAUGUCGAGUUUCCCGACAAACUCUCCGAGACUCAGCGCAAGGAAGUGCGUACGACACUUGCUUAA
Molecule: messenger RNA, 1161 nt
Organism: Malassezia vespertilionis
Lineage: Eukaryota; Fungi; Basidiomycota; Malasseziomycetes; Malasseziales; Malasseziaceae
Gene: SIS1
Product: Molecular chaperone (DnaJ super)
Exons: 2
Coding region: 1-1161 (386 amino acids)
Biological process (GO): translational initiation
Cellular component (GO): cytosol
Molecular function (GO): protein-folding chaperone binding
Source: RefSeq, a predicted model, not a curated record